AAAAGAGGUGUUUGCAGAGAUGACCCAUUUACAAGCUGGACUUAGUCCAGAGACUAUAGAGAAAGCCCGCCUAGAACUGAAUGAAAACCCAGACAUUUUACAUCAGGAUAUCCAGCAAGUCAGGGACAUGAUCAUCACGAGGCCUGACAUUGGGUUUUUACGUACAGAUGAUGCCUUCAUCUUGAGAUUUCUCCGAGCCAGAAAGUUUCACCAAACUGAGGCCUUCAGACUACUGGCUCAGUACUUCCAGUACCGCCAAUUAAAUCUGGAUAUGUUCAAAAACUUCAAGGCUGAUGAUCCAGGAAUCAAACGGGCUCUGACAGAUGGGUUCCCGGGAGUACUGGAAAAUCGUGACCACUGUGGCAGGAAGAUUCUUCUGCUUUUUGCAGCCAACUGGGAUCAGAGUAGGAACUCCUUCAUAGAUAUCCUUCGUGCUAUCCUACUGUCCUUGGAAGUGCUCAUCGAAGAUCAGGAGCUUCAGAUAAAUGGCUUCAUUCUAAUUAUAGAUUGGAGCAACUUCUCCUUCAAGCAAGCCUCCAAGCUUACGCCAUCUAUCCUCAAACUGGCCAUUGAAGGGUUACAGGACAGCUUUCCUGCCCGUUUUGGAGGAGUCCAUUUUGUCAACCAGCCCUGGUACAUCCAUGCCCUGUACACGCUAAUCAAACCGUUCCUCAAAGACAAGACAAGGAAAAGGAUCUUUCUUCAUGGUAACAACCUGAACAGCCUUCACCAGCUAAUACACCCUGAAUGCUUGCCCUCUGAAUUUGGGGGGACUCUUCCUCCGUAUGACAUGGGGACGUGGGCACGAACGUUACUCGGUCCUGACUACAGUGAUGAAAACGAAUACACCCACACCUCCUACAACGCCAUGCACGUGAAGCAUGCGUCCUCCAACCUGGAGCGGGAGGCCUCGCCCAAACCCAUGAAAAGGUCCCAGUCUGUGGUGGAAGCCGGCACGCUGAAACACGAAGACCAGGGGGAAAGCGAGAACACCCAGCCGCUGCUGGCUCUGGACUGAGCUCCCAUGUGCCCAACGCACCCAGAUACAUUAACAGACUUCCACAGUACCAGAAACCCACAGAGCACACGACACACACACAUGAACACACACACGCACGUGUUUUGCUUGAGAACAAGUCCUUCAUGUUUCCUGAGCAAGUAACAACUGUCACCAGCUAUCUGUCUGCGCGGCUGACGCUGAGCAAAAAGAAAUUUCUAUUGACGCAGGAGUCUGUCCACAUACAAAGAUUUCUUUCUUUUUUUUUUUUUUUUUUGACUUAGAACAUUAAAAUAUUGGAAAUGAUGGGACUGCAUUCUCUGUUUAAAGAAACCAUGGUGUGUCAGUAGAAGUUUUCCCGAAGCCUCCAGGAGGGAUACCCAGAUUUAUAGAAGCGAAGGUGAAAUGCAUCUCAAAUUUAAACUUUGCACUAUAACUAGUAGUUUACUUUGGCUCAGAGGGCAGAAAUAGCAGCAUCUAUUGCUCAAGUCUUACAGAAAGAUUUCGCAUCAAGAAAAAAAAAUAGUGCCAGCGUAAUGCCAUUCAACAUGACAUUUUGUGACUGUCUCAUCUGUGCUGCUUAUAGGGGGUCAUUUAUUUCAGUAUCUAGCAAAAAUUAUUCUUAACUUUUGAAGCCCUUAUAAAACUGUCAGCUAACCAGAAUAUGCUGUGCAGGCAGCAGACGCACACAAUUUGAAAUGCAGUUAUUUAAUUUUAAUGACAUGUUUUUCCACUGGCAACUCGGGAGCUGGUUAGGGGGGUGUGUGUGUGUGUGUGUGUGUGUGCGCGCGCACGCGUGUGUGAAGGGGGGGUGCUAAGGAGACCCAUUGGACACAUUCACCAGUGAUUAACGGUUCAAUCCAAAUUGUUUCAUUUAGGCCACAACUGGAAAUGAAAGCUCUGCAGAUCCAUUUACCCCCUUCCCUCUUGCAGUCAGUGAAAGGUGUAGCCAAAGGGUACACUGACUGCAGAUGCGGGCCAUGCUUAAAAUGAGAAAGAAAAACUUAGAAUUAAUUAUUCAGUAGAAGCUUCUGCUAGAAAGACAUGUGGAAGAAUAGAAGAACUGAAAUGCCAAAGAUCAGUUUAUUAUUUCUCUAUCAUUUGCUCUAGCAGCAAAGAGCCCCAUCCCUUCAUUGAAAUGGAAACCGGAUUAAAGAAAUAAAAGAAAA
Molecule: messenger RNA, 2166 nt
Organism: Phalacrocorax carbo (great cormorant)
Lineage: Eukaryota; Metazoa; Chordata; Aves; Suliformes; Phalacrocoracidae
Source: RefSeq, a predicted model, not a curated record